CGGCUACUAUCAGUGCCUUCUAAUCAAAAAAACAAAAAUUGAAUUGCCCACUUAAGUGGCAAUAGCAAAAGUGAAAACAAAUCUUCAACAUGCAGUUUCUAAACAUGAUUUGCCUUAAACAAACAGUUGCAAGCACCACCGCCAGCAGCAGCAACAACAACAGCAACGACAACAACAACAAAGUAAGCGCUGAUAUAAUCGAAAGCAAGAGCCGCAGCUUUUACUGCUUUGGCCAGCGUAAAGACGCAGAGUUGCAACAGCAAGCCGAGCUCAAGGAUUCAAACAAAUCGGGCAGCUACAACGUGCAACAGCAGCAAGCAGCAAGCGCCAAUAGUGUUGCAGGCAGCUUUAAGUCCAUAUAUACGGAAUUAGUGGACCACAGUGAGCUGUGCAAAUCGCAGUCGCAACCAACUGUUGUUAUCAGUCGGCAGCCACAACGACGACGACGACAACAGACGACGCAGCGCUCGCUUAGUCAGCCCGCAAUCUUGCAACCUAAACGACCGGGUACACCGCCGCCGCAUAUUGUUGCAUGCAGCAUGAGCUCCUCCAUACCCACAGUGUUGUCCAGCAAUAAUGUGGCCGCCGCCACAGCAGCAGCAGCAGCCGAUGCGUCCGAGAAGCAGCCAUGGCCCAACUCCAAAGACGACUACGAGCUGCGCGAUGUCAUCGGCGUGGGUGCCACAGCGGUGGUGCAUGGCGCCUACUGCAUACCACGCAAUGAGAAAUGCGCCAUUAAGCGCAUCAAUCUGGAGAAAUGGAAUACAUCGAUGGACGAGCUGCUCAAGGAAAUACAAGCGAUGUCAUCUUGUAAUCAUGAAAACGUUGUAACCUAUCACACAUCGUUUGUGGUGCGUGAGGAGCUGUGGCUGGUGCUGCGACUGCUCGAGGGUGGCUCACUGCUGGACAUAAUCAAGCACAAGAUGCGUGUGGCCAUUUGCAAGCAUGGGGUGUUCGAUGAGGCGACCAUUGCUACAGUGCUGAAGGAGGUGCUCAAGGGCUUGGAGUAUUUCCAUUCCAAUGGGCAAAUUCAUCGCGACAUCAAGGCGGGCAACAUACUCAUUGGCGAUGAUGGCACCAUACAAAUUGCAGACUUUGGUGUAAGCGCUUGGCUCGCAACUGGACGGGAUUUGUCGCGUCAGAAGGUGCGACACACUUUUGUUGGCACACCCUGCUGGAUGGCGCCCGAGGUUAUGGAACAGGAUCAUGGCUAUGACUUUAAGGCAGACAUUUGGUCGUUUGGCAUUACGGCCAUUGAAAUGGCCACCGGCACAGCGCCGUAUCACAAAUAUCCGCCAAUGAAAGUUUUAAUGCUAACGCUACAGAACGAUCCGCCUACGCUCGAUACGGGCGCCGAGGACAAGGAUCAGUAUAAGGCCUACGGCAAGACAUUCCGCAAAAUGAUUGUCGAGUGCCUGCAAAAGGAGCCAUCGAAGCGUCCCACUGCCAGCGAACUGCUCAAGCAUGCGUUCUUCAAGAAGGCCAAGGAUCGCAAGUACUUGACCAAUACGCUGCUGCAGUCCGGACCCAGCAUGGAGACGCGCGUGCAUAAGGCGGCAAAGCGUCAGCCUGGCGCAUCGGGUCGACUGCAUCGCACUGUGACCGGCGAAUGGGUGUGGUCCAGCGAGGAGGAGGAUAAUGCAACUGGUGGUGCUAGCAGCAGUCGACGCAAGCAUCCCUCAUCCGAUUCAGAGUCCGAAGAUCGUCCGAUCAAUCGCUUGGAGCGCGCCGACAGCUCGGACAGCGAUCGUGAUGAGCUAACGCCCGAGAUUACGCGCAGCAUGUCCUCAGCCACAAUGACGCCAGCUGGCGCGGCACAGGAGCUUGCCGCCGGCGUUGCUGCACUGCCGCUGCCUAGUGAAGCAGCAGCUGCUGGCGAGGCGCCACCUGUUAAUCUGGUGCUGCGCAUGCGCAAUCUGCGCCGUGAACUGCACGACAUACGCUUUGAGUUUGCCGUGGGCAAAGAUUCGGCGGAGGGCAUUGCCACCGAGCUGGUGGAUGCUGGUCUAGUGGAUGCGCUCGAUACACAACCAAUGGCCGUGCAUUUGGAUCAACUGAUUGCGCAAUGUGACAGCAUGAAGACAAUAACGUUCCAGCUGAGUUCGGGUGUGCAGCCGGGCGAGGUGCCCGACGAGCGCUCGUUGGUGGGCUAUGCGCAAAUAUCGAUCACGGACUAGGACUUGGAGUUGGGCUCCUUAAAGCUACGGUCUACCAUACGUAACGCUGCGUCUUAACGUAAGACGUAACGCGUAACAACACACACACACACGCCUACUCCGCUUUUAGCAACAUAGACUAGAGAACUAGCAUAUAUAUGAUAUAUAUAUAUAAACCUAGUUUAUACCUAAAGACGCCAAGACGUUCUUUUGUUUACUAUAGAAAUUAUUAACAUACGAGCAGAGCGAGGGGUGCAAACCCCACCCCCGCUUAAUUCUUUAAGCUGCAACAGUUCUUUCUUUUCAAUUCAGAGUUCAGUCAGUUGCAUUGUAGUUAUUUCAUAAACUCCCCUCGGCAGCAGCAGCAGCUUUAUUCUUCUACCUCCCUUGUCAUACUAUAGUUAGUCGCAGCGCCUACUUCAUUAAACUAGCUAAAAGUAAUUGCAAAUUGUGUACUUAUUCGUUGUUAUAUAUAUAUUAUACUACUACUAUUACUUUA
Molecule: messenger RNA, 2655 nt
Organism: Drosophila busckii
Lineage: Eukaryota; Metazoa; Arthropoda; Insecta; Diptera; Drosophilidae
Gene: fray
Product: serine/threonine-protein kinase OSR1
Exons: 2
Coding region: 90-2177 (695 amino acids)
Biological process (GO): protein phosphorylation
Molecular function (GO): ATP binding; protein serine/threonine kinase activity
Source: RefSeq, a predicted model, not a curated record